CUGAGAGUGGCUCAACCUAUUAUUAGGUUUAGGGGGCACGCCUCGUGAUUUGUCAGACAAUUUAUUUUAAAUUUCUUCAAGAAACCACCAACAGCACAAACACAGAGAUGGUUCAGUUCAGCGACUGGCCAGCAGAGAAAUUGUAAUUUAGUUGCACUUUUCUGGUGGCUUAAUUUUUCAGCUCUCUGGUUUUCUGCUCGACCCCAACAACUUGCAUGAAAUGUGAUAAAUUAUGCAAUUUAAGUUUGCCAUGUAAAGAAACAAAUGUCCUAAUAAAUCUGUAAAAACUUAAUUGAUAAACUGAUUAAUCCCUUCAGCAUUCCCUUUAAGAUGAUAUUGCUGGUUCUUUAGUUAGCGAUAUGACAGAACCAGACUAACAACUUCUUCACAAUUAUACCUCCAAACAGAGCAUUUAAACACAGUGUGAUCAUCCUGGGGACUCAGCACUCACAAUGGUCACUGUUCACUCCGUUCAAGUCUCCUCGGAAUGCAAUCAAAUCCCUCUUCUCCUUAAAUCACCUCUGAACUGAAGGGUACGCUUAACAUUACAUCAUCCUGGCCCUGCCUUUCAUCACCGGAAGCCCGUCCACCAUUGGUUAAAAAAGAAUCACCAUCACGGUUGCCCUGUCCUCCCCCCUUUUUCCACACUCACUGCCACUUUUAUACUGAUUGAAAAGAAAAAGGAGCCUGUUGGGCGUAAUCUGCUGUGACGCCACUAAUCCCAACACUACAAAUCAUAGGUCCCAUCGACACUUCUCCGCACAGACCCCUGUGACUCCCCGCCAGCUACUUCACGUCUGCCUCAGACAGGACAAAGACAUUUUUAAAGAGAAGACAUGGCUGUAGUCAGUGGAACUUACCGUAUGGUGUCGGAGGAGGAGCAGGCGCUCAGGGCCAAGCUGGAACGUCUGACCGUCAAGGACCACGGACCAGUUUUUGGACCCUGCACCAACGUGCCAGACCACACUAUGCAGAAGGCCAAGGAUGAGCUGAAUGAGACCGAUGAGAAGCGGGUGUCAGCAGUGAAGGAGUUGCGAGCAAUUAUUAAGGAGAAGGCAGAAGGUGGUGAUGAUCUGGCCAAGGGGGUGCAGGACACCUUCGGGGAGAAACCAGACAACAUGCUGACCCGCUUCAUUCGUGCCAGGAAGUACGACGUGGCCAGGGCUUUCGACCUUAUGAAGGGUUAUGUGCGUUUUAGGAAGGAUUACCCCGAGCUGUUUGAGAACCUGACCCCUGAGGCCGUUCGCAGCACCAUCGAGGCCGGCUAUCCCGGCAUCCUGCAUAGCAGAGACAAAUACGGCCGUGUGGUUCUGCUUUUCAACAUUGAGAACUGGGACUACGAGGAGAUCACCUUUGAUGAGAUCCUGCGCGCCUACUGUGUGAUCCUUGAGAAGCUUCUAGAGAACGAGGAAACUCAAAUCAAUGGAUUCUGCAUCAUUGAAAACUUCAAAGGCUUCACCAUGCAGCAGGCAUCAGGAAUCAAACCCACUGAGCUCAAAAAGAUGGUGGACAUGUUACAGGACUCAUUCCCUGCCCGUUUCAAAGCUGUGCACUUCAUCCACCAGCCGUGGUACUUCACUACCACCUAUAAUGUGGUCAAACCUCUCAUGAAGAGCAAGCUGCUGGAGAGAGUGUUCGUGCACGGAGACGAGUUAGAAAAUUACUACAAGGAGUUUGAUGCCGAAAUUCUCCCUGCCGAGUUUGACGGAAAAGGUCCCAAGUACGACGGCAAGGCCACAGCAGCCAAGCUGUUUGACUAGACAUCGUCAGUCCCUUUGCCAAUGAGGUCGAGAGCCUUUACGUAUUAUAAACCCUAUAGACUGUGAAGAAUCAAUGCCCAAUCUAGCUGUGUGGUUGUAGGAACUAAAGUUAUGAAUGAAAAUCGUGACUGUGUUAAAAGGUAAAAUGAUAUUGUAAUGCAGAGGUCCUGGUAAAGCACAGUCAAGACAAAAACUAGACAAGCCAUUCAGGUGACACCGUAUAGUUUGAGUUUUCUAGUUGAUGACCAUCAAAAGUGGCAUACAUGCUCCAAAAAAAAAAAAAAAAAAAAAAAAAAAAUAUCAGUCGUAUAUGUGAUUGUCUCAUCACAUAGACAGUGUUUUUCCAUUACGCAAAAACACAGCAAAUCCUGACCAGCUCUGAACAUCGCAUGUUCUGUCUCCAUUUUGUCAAACUGUGCUUUCUCUGGACUUAAACCAUCUGUGUGGGUGAAUUUAUUACUGGCAGGCCCCAGCUUCUCAGGACCCAACCUCUUACCCCUGAUCAUCUUCUUGCACAAGGCUGGUAUUCCAACAAGUGCCUCUCUUUCCUGCUUUUCUUUUCUUUCUUUUUUUAAAUACCUUUUCAGUAUGGUAUAAUAAAGUUUGACCCAUUGUGCUACCGGUGCACCAAUAACAAUGUCAAUACAUGUACAAUAAACUGUUAAUAAAUGCAAGGUGACGUGA
Messenger RNA from Oreochromis niloticus (Nile tilapia), 2444 nucleotides. RefSeq names its product retinaldehyde binding protein 1b (gene rlbp1b). Gene Ontology annotation, molecular function: phosphatidylinositol bisphosphate binding. The record is from RefSeq and is a predicted model, not a curated record. Gene Ontology annotation, cellular component: membrane. Lineage: Eukaryota; Metazoa; Chordata; Actinopteri; Cichliformes; Cichlidae. The transcript is spliced from 8 exons. The coding region runs from base 837 to 1760 and encodes 307 amino acids.